AUGUUCCAGAGCUACACAUGUACCGUUAACGGGUUCGCUGUAUCGCUGACGGACGUGGAAGCGAAACGGCUGAAGCACCAUCCCGCCGUGGCGAGGAUCGAAGAAGAGAAACUGCCUGCGGACCCCUACGACCCGACUGCAGACCCGUAUGGUCCGGUCCCGGACCGCUGGUUCGGCGGGUGUGAAGCAACGGCGGAUUUCCCAGCCUCGCUCUACAACGGCAAACUCAUUGGUGCCAAAAUUUUCAACCGCGGGUUUCUCUGGUCCGGGAAUUCCGUGGAUCCGAACGACUUUCCGUCUGCCCGGGAUGGAAGCGGGCACGGCACGUGGUGUGCGGGAGAGGCAGCAGCCGCUGCUGGUAAUGCCAACGUGAGUAUGGAGGUGAGCGGUCAAAGCUACGGGGCAGCGAGCGGCAUGGCUCCGCGUGCGCGCAUCGCCAUGUACAAGGCGAUGUGGAUGUACAAUGGCUACCUCACUGACAUCCAAGCCGCCGUUGAUGCUGCUGUGGCGGACGGCGUGGAUGUGCUCUCUCUUUCUUUGGGGAGGAAUCCGGUGUCCGACUAUUUUAUCGAGAUUCCCUACUUGAAUGUGGCUAAGGUGAGGCUUUGGAGAGGCGGAUGCUGCCAUGUGGAGGCGUUUGUUGCCCUGGCAGCUGGCAACUCGAGAGGAAUCCUGAUCCUCCUCUCCAUUCGUCCCCCCCGCGCUCUCCUCAACCCCUCCUCACUCACUCCCCAUGAUUUCUGCAGGCGGGCGGGUGUGUUUGUGGCGAUGUCAGCAGGCAACGCAGGGCCUGGGACGAUCCAAAACGCUGCUCCUUGGUACCUGACAGUGGGAGCAACCCACAGCACCAUCAGCCGGCAGUUCAUGGCAAAGCUGAUUCUGGGGAGUGAGCUUUGGGGGAGUGAGCUCAAAGGACACCAUCAGACGGCAGAACUUGGCAAAGCUGACUCUGGGGAACGGGGUGGAGCUAAGGGGAUUCAGCUCUGGAGGCACGGCACAGACGGUCAAUAA
This is a messenger RNA of Closterium sp. Naga37s-1, 1011 nucleotides long. Lineage: Eukaryota; Viridiplantae; Streptophyta; Zygnematophyceae; Desmidiales; Closteriaceae. The record is from the annotation of a GenBank genome assembly.